This is a messenger RNA of Morus notabilis, 716 nucleotides long. Its product is annotated as elicitor-responsive protein 1. Lineage: Eukaryota; Viridiplantae; Streptophyta; Magnoliopsida; Rosales; Moraceae. The record is from RefSeq and is a predicted model, not a curated record. The transcript is spliced from 5 exons. The coding region runs from base 77 to 538 and encodes 153 amino acids.
UACAAACUCAUCAAACUCAAAACCGUAACUGAUAAUUCUUAAGAGCAAAGAAAGCACAUUCACAAUCACAGAGAUCAUGGCAGUUGGGAUUAUGGAGGUUUUGCUGGUGAAUGCAAAGGAUCUUGGGGACUCAGAUUUCUUUGGUGAUAUGGACCCUUAUGUUCUGAUUCAGUACAAAGGCCAAGAGCUCAAGAGCAGCGUAGCCCGGGGGCGAGGUGGGAAUCCUGUGUGGAACGAGAAAUUCAGCUUCAGGGCGGAGUAUCCUGGUUCUGGUGACAAUUACAAGAUUAUUCUCAAAAUCCUGGACAAGGACACCUUCUCUUCUGACGAUUUCAUUGGACAAGCCACGAUCUAUGUGGAGGAUUUAUUGGUGCUUGGAGCUGAGAAUGGAACUGCUGAAAUGCAUCCCGUCAAAUACAGGGUCAUUCGCCAAGACAAUACUUAUCGUGGAGAGAUACAAGUUGGAGUGACUUUUACCCGGAAGGUGGAAGAGGAAAAUGGACACGAGUUUGGAGGAUGGAAGGAGAGCAAUUUCUAGUUUAUGCUACUUUUUUUUUUUGUCAUUAAUAUUAAUCAUUUCAACUAUUUAUGUUACUACCUGGUUAACUAAAAUUGUAUUCCAAAACCCAGAAAGGAAAAGUACCAUGAAUUGUUUUUUUUAAAGGAAAUUUCCUAGCUGUGGUUACUAGUUGUAAUGGAAAAUUCUUUCUUUCUGC